Messenger RNA from Penicillium canescens, 2232 nucleotides. Its product is annotated as transketolase family protein. Gene Ontology annotation, biological process: pentose-phosphate shunt. Bases 1 to 2232 code for a protein of 743 amino acids. NCBI's taxonomy places the organism in Eukaryota, Fungi, Ascomycota, Eurotiomycetes, Eurotiales, Aspergillaceae. The transcript has 5 exons. Gene Ontology annotation, cellular component: cytosol. The record is from RefSeq and is a predicted model, not a curated record. Gene Ontology annotation, molecular function: transketolase activity.
AUGGCACCUGCGCUGGAACUCCUCGAGAAGCCCGUCGAGUAUUUGCCGGUCAAGGCAGUCUCGGCCAUCAGUACCAGGGCUUCCGCUACUGUUUCAGCUAAUGAUAUUAAAUUGGAAAACACAGAGAAGCAUCAGCGAGUCAUGAAUGUCUUUCGGGCCUUCAUCGCUGAUCUCUGCCAGCAAUACGGUGAAGGUCACGCUGGAUCCCCUAUGGGUAUGGCUGCCAUUGGCAUUGCCCUGUACAAGUAUGUCAUGAAGUACUCUCCAGGUAACUGCAACUACUUCAACCGGGACCGCUUUGUUCUUUCGAAUGGCCAUGCCUGUCUGUGGCAGUACCUUUUUAUGCACCUUGUUGGCGUCAAAAGUAUGACACUCGAGCAGCUGAAGUCUUACCACUCCUCAAAGCUCGACUCACUCUGCCCCGGGCACCCGGAGAUUGAGAACGAGGGCGUGGAGGUUACGACUGGGCCCCUCGGCCAGGGCCUCGCUAAUGCUGUUGGCCUGGCUAUAGCCACUAAGAACCUUGCUGCGACUUACAACAGGCCCGGCCAUGAGCUAGUGAAUAACAUGACAUGGUGCAUGGUGGGCGACGCUUGCCUUCAGGAAGGUGUUGGUCUUGAGGCUCUCUCCCUCGCCGGUCAUUGGAAGCUAAACAAUCUCUGUGUCAUGUUCGACAAUAACGCGGUUACGUGUGACGGAACUGCAGACGUUGCCAACACUGAGGAUAUCAACUCCAAGAUGCGCGCUACAGGUUUCAACGUCGUAGACGUGUACAACGGGGACUCGGACGUUGCCGCUGUCACAAGCGCUCUUGUGGCCGCUCGAUCGAGCGACAAGCCCACCUUCAUUAACAUUCGCACCACGAUUGGUUUCGGAUCUGCCAAGGCCGGCACCGCCGACGUGCACGGAGCUGCCCUUGGAGUGGAUGAAGUGGCCAACGUCAAGAGGUUAUUCGGUCUCAAUCCUGACAAGCAUUUCCACAUCCCCCAGGACGUCUACGAGUUCUUCAGUGACAUACCCGGUCGUGGUGAGGCACACGAAGCGGGCUGGCAAAAGGCCCUAGCAAAGUAUCAGGAAGAGGACCCCGUACUUGCGGCUGAAUUUGCGCUCCGUGUGGCGGGAAAGAUGCCCGAAGACUGGACCAAAUGCAUUCCUCGCAAGGAAGACCAGCCUACUGCACCAACGGCCUCCCGAAAGUCAGCCGGCGUCGUAACCAACGCUCUUGGAGGAAAUAUCAAUUCAUUCUUGAUCGGCACAGCAGAUCUCACUCCCUCAUGCAAUGUCGCCUACAAAAACAAAGUCGACUUCCAGUCUCCCGAACUCCGAACUGCUUGCGGCCUGAAUGGAAACUACAGCGGUCGAUAUAUCCACUACGGUAUCCGCGAGCAUGCCAUGUGUGCCAUCUCCAACGGGCUGGCCGCCUUCAAUAAAGGCACUUUUAUCCCCAUGACAAGCACGUACUUCGUCUUCCACUUGUACGCGGCUGCCGCUGUACGCAUGGCCGCGCUUCAAGGCCUCCAGCAAAUCCACAUCGCCACCCACGACAGCAUUGGCGUUGGCGAGAACGGACCUACGCACCAGCCCGUAGCCGUCGCCGCUCUCUACCGCGCUAUGCCUAAUGUUCUUUAUAUCCGACCCUGCGACGCAGAAGAAGUAUCCGGUGCCUACAUCGCCGCCAUCCAGGCCACGGAGACGCCCACCAUUAUCUCCCUUUCCCGACAGAGCCUGACCCAGUACCCUCAAUACUCCUCGCGCGAGGGUACUAUUAAGGGCGCGUACGUCUUCACCGAGGCCGAGGGCGAUGAUUUCGAUGUAACCUUGAUCGGAGUCGGCUCCGAGAUGGGCUUCGCGAUGCAGACUAGGGAACUACUUCUUCAGAACCAUGGUAUAAGGUCACGAGUGGUCUCUUUCCCUUGCACUAGGCUUUUUGAGCAGCAGUCACGGGAGUACAAGCAUUCGGUCUUGAAACCACGCGCUGGAAAGCCCACUGUCGUUAUCGAGGCGUACCCGUCUAACGGGUGGGAGCGCUAUGCUGAUGCUUCGGUGUCGAUGAAUAGCUUUGGAAAGAGCCUUCCCUCGAAGGAGACAUAUGAGCAUUUUGGAUUUGCUCCGGAGAGUAUCGCACCUAAAGUCAAGGACCUGGUGGAGGAAGUCAGGCGGGACGGCAUUGGAAUCCUGAGGGGUGACUUUAGAGACUUUAACGGCGGUCUGCGGGUUGGCUUUGGGCAUUAG